AUGGAUGUGAAGGGCAAAAUUGUUGAGUGCGAGGAUGUGGACUAUGAGUACGUGCCCCCUGAAGGAGGAUGGGGGUACAUGGUGUGCAUCGGCCUGUCUGUUAUAUUCAUCGCCGGCACAGCUCACCAGCCAGUAUUUGGUUUUAUAUACAACGACUUUUUGGACGAACUAGGAGUCGGCACGGCAGCAGUUACAGUUGUUUUUGGAGUGUUUCAAGUCACGUUAGCUGUUGCAGGAUUCUCAGCAAACAUAGCUUUAAAGAAACUAUCUUUAAGACAAGUUGGUUUAAUAGGAGCCGGUAUAUAUACGCUAGCGUCAUUCCUAGCCAUUUUCGUAGUAUCUACGACACAGCUGAUCAUAACAAAUGGCUUCCUACAUGGCUUGGGAAUGGGCCUCCUCAUACCUGUCUCCUACACAAGUUUCAACAGCUAUUUCACAAAGAAAAAAGUGCUCUAUCUAAGUCUGUGUAAGGCCUCAAUUGGAAUGAUAACGAUGUUCUACCCGUUGUUUAUCAAGUUUACGAUGUCGGAGUAUGGGUUUAGAGGGACUCUCGCUAUUCUUUGUGGGAUAUCUGCGCAUAGUAUAUUUGGGGCGGCAGUGAUGCAUCCUGUGAAGUGGCACAUGGUUAAGCAACCGAAGCCCUGCGAAAAAAUUGUUUUAAUACCACCGACACCCGCCAAAGAAGACAACAAAGAUAAUAAGUUCGAUUUCACGAAGACCUUGCCGCGAAUCGAUUCAUCAGAAAAUGCGAGAUCUGUCGAGAAUCUGUAUCGAAUCAAUCGAUUGGAAAAUCCUCAGAAAGGAGCCGAAUUACUAUUUGUGUCGAAAUUAAGCGAUUCCAGACGAUUAAGCAUACCAGUUGUCUUGAUCCCAGCAGAUGGAAGAAUCGAUAGUAGUUUCGAUACGAGUGACCAUGUGUAUCGAGAGAAUUUGUUCAAAGCUGCAUCGGUAUCGAGUUUGGGCAAUUUUGGGAAUAUUGCUGCGGAACCCAUGCCGAUAAUAAAGAAUAAGGAAGGGAAAUGGCAAACAAUAUCGGAAUUCCUUGACUUAUCCCUCCUCAAAGAUUUGGUCUACGUUAAUAUUAUAUUUGGCCUGGCAUUAACCUUCUUUUCCGACCUCACAUUUUUUACUCUGGAGCCAUUAUUUUUGGACAAAAAACAUCUAAGCAAGGCUGAAAUAGCAACAAUAAUAGCGGUUGGGGGAGCGACAGAUAUGUCGGCGCGUCUGUUUCUGGGCGUGGCCGGACAAUUCUUCAGGAUGAAUAGCCGAUAUAUGUUCUUCUGUGGAGCCUUGUUUACAGCCAUAUUUAGAUUUGUAUUCAUCCAGUUCACAACCUACGUACCGCUUCUGAUCCUGACUGGAGUGCUUGGUUCCUUGAGGUCUCUAGUCCAUAUCGCACAGCCAAUAGUAUUAGCAGAGUAUGUGCCUAUUGAGAGAUAUCCACCAGCCUAUGGACUCUAUAUGCUGCUUGCUGGAGCUAUCAGUUUGAGCGUUGGGCCCAUGAUUGGUUUUGUCCGAGACUACACAGGCAGCUACGCGAUAGCUUUCAACAUGUUGACAGUCUGCAAUCUGCUAUGCGUACUACCAUGGGCCAUUGAAGGAGUAGUGAAAUAUAGAAAAAAUAAGAACACUGCCAAUAAUCCCCCAAAGACGUAA
Messenger RNA from Spodoptera littoralis (African cotton leafworm), 1656 nucleotides. The record is from the annotation of a GenBank genome assembly. NCBI's taxonomy places the organism in Eukaryota, Metazoa, Arthropoda, Insecta, Lepidoptera, Noctuidae.